CCCCCCCGCAGCCUGUGCUGCCUGAGAAGCGGCGGAUGUCAGCUGGGGACCGCUCCAACAGCCUGCCCAACUAUGCCACCAUCAACGGCAAGGCAUCCUCGCCCCUCUCCAGUGGCAUGUCCAGCCCCAGCUGUGGGAGCACUGUUACUUUCUCCCACACCCUACCGGACUUCUCCAAGUUCUCCAUGCCAGACAUCAGCCCCGAGACUCGUGCCAAUGUCAAGUUUGUGCAGGACACUUCCAAGUACUGGUACAAACCGGAGAUCUCCAGGGAGCAAGCCAUUGCGCUGCUGAAGGACAAGGAGCCAGGGGCUUUCAUCAUCCGAGACAGCCACUCCUUCCGGGGAGCCUACGGCCUCGCCAUGAAAGUAGCUUCUCCACCUCCCACGGUCAUGCAGCAAAACAAGAAAGGAGACAUCACCAAUGAGCUGGUGAGGCACUUCCUCAUUGAGACCAGCCCGCGGGGUGUGAAACUAAAAGGAUGUCCCAACGAGCCCAAUUUUGGCUGCCUCUCAGCUCUGGUUUACCAGCACUCCAUCAUGCCUUUGGCCCUGCCUUGCAAACUGGUCAUUCCUGACAGAGAUCCCAUGGAGGAAAAGAAAGACACUGCAUCGGCCACCAACUCAGCCACAGACCUUCUCAAACAGGGUGCGGCCUGCAACGUCCUCUUCAUCAAUUCAGUGGAGAUGGAGUCACUGACGGGCCCCCAGGCUAUUGCAAAGGCCGUUGCUGAGACGCUGGUGGCUGACCCCACACCUACUGCUACCAUCGUCCACUUCAAAGUCUCUGCACAAGGCAUCACCUUAACGGACAACCAGAGGAAGUUGUUCUUCCGACGCCACUACCCCCUCAACACUGUCACCUUCUGUGACCUGGACCCCCAGGAGCGAAAGUGGACUAAAACUGACGGCAGUGGCCCAGCCAAGCUCUUCGGCUUUGUGGCCAGAAAGCAAGGGAGCACCACAGACAACGUCUGCCACCUCUUUGCUGAGCUAGACCCGGACCAGCCAGCUGCAGCCAUUGUCAACUUUGUCUCCAGGGUCAUGCUUGGCUCCAGCCAGAAGAGAUGAGCGGGCGCUUGCGGGUGAUCCUUGAAUUUUGGAGAAGGACUUGGAGCUGAUCCGAGAAGGAGUGCGAGGAAGUGCAUUGUGGGAGAGGGAAGUGAAUUGGGGGGGAAAAGGGUUGGAAUUUUGGAGGAAAACAGCAAAUAACAAAAGAAAACCCCAACAAAACCCCUAAAAACUCAGCACAAGC
Molecule: messenger RNA, 1254 nt
Organism: Chaetura pelagica (chimney swift)
Lineage: Eukaryota; Metazoa; Chordata; Aves; Apodiformes; Apodidae
Product: tensin-like
Exons: 10
Coding region: 36-1070 (344 amino acids)
Biological process (GO): fibroblast migration
Molecular function (GO): protein binding
Source: RefSeq, a predicted model, not a curated record